This is a messenger RNA of Nilaparvata lugens (brown planthopper), 7741 nucleotides long. RefSeq names its product cadherin-23 (gene Cad74A). Gene Ontology annotation, molecular function: calcium ion binding; cadherin binding. Gene Ontology annotation, cellular component: plasma membrane; catenin complex. Gene Ontology annotation, biological process: homophilic cell-cell adhesion. The record is from RefSeq and is a predicted model, not a curated record. NCBI's taxonomy places the organism in Eukaryota, Metazoa, Arthropoda, Insecta, Hemiptera, Delphacidae.
CAGUCUGCGAGAGACCUCCGCGAUAGAAGGAGGCGUUCUCUAGUGUCUAGCAGUCAGUGAGCAUGGUGUCUUGAUAUCGUGUGUGCUUGUGUGAAUAAAAAGUGCAGUGUCUCAAAUGUGUGCCUGGAUGCUAUCCUGCCUUCUUCUCCUCGACUCUACUACCUGUUUGGAUCGCAUUCCUGGAGGGUUACAUCUGCUUGCAGCAUCCCGAGAACUAUUCUGAGCAACCCUCGUGGAACGGAUUGCUAUUAGAAUGUCUCCAGCCCUCUUCUACCUCCUGGCCUGGCAGCUAGCAUGCACGCUCGCGCAACAACCCCUAAACCGGCCGCCACACUUUGCUCCAGGAGGCGACAUGGCGCACUUCUCGCUGCCCGAAAACGCCGCCGUGGGCGCACCCGUCUACCGCCUGCAAGGGGCUGAUCCCGAGGGGGGCCGGCUGCAUUACAGUAUCAGCGGUGAACACUUCAACGUGGAUAGGACCAGUGGAGUGGUCAAGCUCAUCAAACCGCUCGACCGAGAGGUGCUCGAUAUGCUAGAGGUUAUCAUCAGUAUUACCGAUGAAUCGAUAGGUGGCUCGGAACCGAACACAGUUUCUCUAAGAAGGGAAAUUCCGGUAUUGGAUGUGAACGACAAUCCACCAGUUUUCCAAGGCCGACCUUAUGUCAUGUCAGUUCCCGAGAAUGCACGGAUCGGAUCUCUGCUCUACACUAAUAUUUCUGUCACUGACAGAGAUAGUGGCAUCAAUGCCGAGCUUAAUAUCAAGUGCUUGAAUUGUGAUGAAUUUGAUAUUGAAACUAUCAAGAUCGACGAGGGCCAGUAUGCAGUAGCAGUGGUGUUAGCCAAGCAGUUGGACUAUGAGAGUGCGCCCGGCUACAGCCUCAUCCUGGAGGCGAGCGAUUCCAACCGGUCCAGGCUGACUGCCACUGCAAGUGUAGCUGUAGAUGUGAUCGACAUCCAGGACCAACCUCCCGUCUUCCUCAAUUCUCCAUACUCUGCCACCAUUCAAGAGAAUACGCCACCGGGUCGGAGUGUGCUGUCGAUCAAAUCGGAGGAUGGGGACGCAGGCAAUCCGCGACCGGUCGUUCUGUCUCUGGAGGGAGAUGACCUGCACUACUUCACGCUGAUCUCGAACGGCAGUGGUCAGGCCACUAUUGUCACCACCUCCAACCCCAUUGAUCGAGAGCAUCCCAGUGUGCUGCAGAGUGGCGGGGUCUACACGUUCCUUGUCAAGGCAACUGAGUUGAUCAAUAAUGAGCUGCCCGGUGAUUUCAACACGGAGAGGGUGACGGUGGUUAUCACUGAUGAGGACGAUCAAAUCCCCCACUUCAACAAACCAAGCUUCGAGAUCAGCGUUAGUGAAGAUAUAGGAGUGGGCACGCCACUACCAGGCCUGAACAUGGUGGUGAGUGACGAUGACGUGGGCGAUAACGCACGUUUCAUGCUUAUGCUUAAGUCGGCCGACGAACGCGUGAAGCGCUGGUUCCGCGUUGACCCAGUGAUGGCUCAUGGGAGAACGCCUCUGGUCAUCCGCGUCAACGAUAACGCGGGACUUGAUUACGAUGCGGGCGUCCGCCAGCUACAGCUCACAAUAGUCGCGCUUGUGCCUACAUCUGAUGAAGAAAUGGAGGAAGUAGCGAGCAGCAGUGUGAAAAUCAACAUAAUUGAUGCAAACGACAAUCCACCGGUGUUCAGUGAAGCCGGCUACUCAUUCACAAUACCCGAGGAUCUGAGCCCAGGCUCACUUAUCGCAAACGUCACUGCAACGGACAAGGACAGCGGCGAUAUCGGAAAGAUAACUUACAGUUUGAGAGGAUUCGGAAUGGAUAAAUUCGGCACUAACUUGCAGCAUGGCAAUCUGUAUCUUCUGGGAAAGGUGGAUUAUGAGAAACAAUCGUCGUACUCAUUGACAAUGGAAGCAAAGGAUGGUGGCGGACGGAUUGUAUCCACAAAUAUCCAGGUUCAUCUUACCGAUGUCAACGAUAAUGCUCCGGUAUUCGAGUUUCCUGAUUACCGCAGGACUGUGCGGGAAGGAGCGACUACAUUUAAACCUCAAUUCUACGUCAGGGCGACUGACGCAGACAAUGAUGGAAAGAGUAAAAUCAGAUACAGCUUGCUCACUUCCAACUCAGAUGUGCUGACUGUAGACAGUGAAACGGGAGAAGUGAAGAUGUUGCGACCUGUUAGCUCUAGUCAUACAUCCAGAGGUCAAUACGAGCUCAUGAUCCGUGCUUUUGAUGACGGUGAUCCACAACUGCACGGCAGCACAUCUGUGUAUGUGCGCGUGGGAGUGCCUGGAAAUCAGAGGCCAGUGUUCAGAGGCUCCCCUUACAAUGUGACCAUAGCUGAGAAUGUUGAGCCGGACAGUCCAGUGUUGACUGUUAGGGCCACUGACCCUGAUGGUCCCGACAGUCAGGUCAGCUACAGGAUUGGGGCUGGAGCUGACAACUUCCACAUCAAUAGCAGUUCAGGCUUGAUCUCGGUGUCGUCGGCAGCCAUCUUGGACCCGGACGUGACGGGCACGUGGCGUUACAGCCUGACCGUGCUGGCAGUUGACAGUGGCAUCCCGCUGCGGGAGACUGCUCAGACCCAGGUCACCGUCAACAUCGCCGACGUCAACAAUAAGCCUCCUCUCUUCCCAGUCACCGCCAACUACAUCCGCCAUAUCUCCGAGAAAACUCCUAAAGGUGAAAUUGUUCUAAAAGUGACAGCAGUCGAUCCAGAUCUGGAUGCCAAUCUGGAGUAUUCAAUAGUUGAACCAAUUAGAGCUGCUGAUAAGACUGGAGUAAUCAUCAGAGGAACCUAUCCUUAUGAUUAUAAAAAUGCCUUCAGUAUCAACAAGACAACGGGAGAAAUAUCAGUGAACUCAACCCUGGAUCAUCAAACAGCAGCAGUUAUAAUACUCACCGUGCAGGCAGUUGACUUAAAUGCUGUUGAAAAUAUAGAGGAUCAGAAAACAAAAGUUGAAGUGACUCUCUACAUCCAAGCCUACAACGUGCUGAACCCGAAAUUCACAGUAGGCUCGUGGUCUCCAAAAGACCCGACAAUCAGGGUGAACGUUCCCGAAGAGAAGCCAGUUGGCUCCACUCUGUUGACUCUCUCAGCCAUUGACUCUCUCAACAAUUCACCCAUCACCUCUUUCACUCCCACCACACGGCUGCCUUCUGGACUUGCUUUGCACACCUCCGGCAAUAUUGAACUCACUCAGAGACUGGACUACGAAGCUAUGGAAAACAAGACAUUGAGCUUCCGAGUUCAAGCUAUUUCAGAAGAUGGACAAAGGACUUCCGAAGCUCUCGUUCUACUAAUUGUGCAAGACAUCAAUGAUCACAGUCCCAAGUUUUCUCAAAAGAGCUACAAAGGUUCGGUACUUGAGUCAGCCAAUCAGGGCACUCCAAUUCUCACGGUGAAGGCCACAGAUGGCGACAUGGCCAGAGGAGCCAAUGGAUUCGGUGACAUUCGAUACUCGAUAUCUGGCGAAAAUGCUGGACUUUUCGAGAUUGAUCCUUUGUCAGGAGACAUCAAGGUUUCAGGUAACGGAACAAUAGACCGAGAGAGACAAUCUGUGUUGCGUUUUGUAGCGAUCGCUACAGACACACCCAACGGAGGAGCCAACCAGAGGAGAUCGACAGCUCCUAUAACAAUCGAAGUGGAGGAUGUGAACGACAACGCGCCCCAGUUCAGCGUUGACCAGUUCACAGCUGUGGUUCUGGAGAACGUUGCUCCCGGAACGAGUGUACUCAACGUCACAGCCACCGACUUGGACACUGGUCUCGGACAACAGAUCACUUACGAACUUGUCGAUCAGGGAGAGGCUGUCAGUCUGUUUACAAUCGGGGCCAACAGUGGUGAGAUUCGUACGGCAAAACCACUGACAGGCAAGGGAAGGGCCGAGCACUACAGUCUGACCCUGAGGGCCCAAGAUGGCGGCCAGCCGAGUCUGUUCACCGACGUCGGACUGAAGCUGGUCAUCGGGGAUGUCGUCAACAAUGAUGGAAUACCCAUGUUCGUCCAUCCCAAGCUCGAUGAGAUGGCCUACAUAUCAGAGAACUCGUCUAUUGGAUCACCAGUGUUCAGAGUGGUUGCAGCCGAUCCUGAUGAUCCGAAUUCUCCAGAAGGUCAACUGAGAUUCAGUUUCCUGCAAGAUGGAUCCGAUUCACUGGCUUUCAAAAUGGAUCCUGAAACUGGCCUAAUCACUACCAAACAGCCUCUGGAUAGGGAGAAAAAGGAUAAAUAUUCGUUGAUUUUGGUAGCUCAAGAUUCAGGUGCAGUUCCUCAGCAAGCCACCCGGCUGCUCACUGUCAUUGUAACAGAUAUCGAUGAUCACAAGCCCCACUUCAAAAGAACAUUGGAUGAAGGACCGUUGGAGUUUACAGUUGAGGAAGAGUUGCCUAUUGGAUCAGAAAUUGGAACGAUUGGAGCCAUAGACUUGGAUAUUGGAGAAAAUGCUGAGAUUGGCUACCUUAUUACAUUUGGGAAUGAGGAUGGUUUAUUUUCACUGGAUAGAAUGGAAAAUAAUCAGGCAAAGAUCAGUGUUGCCAACAGGCUAGACCGAGAAACAGCGUCUGAGCAUACAAUUACAGUCAAAUGCUUCAAAUUAUCAGCCCAACCUGUGAGCCUGAGGAAGCAGUACAACAGACAGGAUACCAGUGAACGACAAAUACGUAUCAAAGUCUCCGAUAUUGAUGACAACCUUCCUCUCUUCUCUGACAACAAUAUAACAAUUGGCGUGCGCGUGAACGUGCCAGUGGACACCCAGCUGUUGACCCUGACGGCCACUGACGUAGACGCGGAUGCGGCUCCCAUCACUUACCACAUGGAGUCGAUGCAGUUCAGUCGGCCACUAUCACCUCUGCUGAACGGUACGCAAUUCGCACUGGACAGUCGCAGCGGUCAGCUGCUCACCGCGUCUCAGAUGACGCCCUUCUCCGACGGGCACUUCACGCUGCGCGUAUUCGCUAAUAACAGUGAACAGCACACCUAUGCAACUAUCAAGAUAUUUGUGGUGCGAGAGAGAGGACUGCUAAAAUUUGUGUUCGGAAGACCCCCAGCAGAUGUGCGACAAAAUCUGGUCGACUUCAGGCAUGACGUGGAGAAGGCACUUGCAUUGUCAGGCAGUCUCAACGUCUACGACACUCAGUUCCAUUCCAAACCAGACGGAAGUUUGGAUUUCAGUAGUACAAGCUCCUGCUUUCAACUAGUCGGGUCACAAACGUACGAUGUGAAAGAAAUGGAAUCAAUGCUGAAAGAUAAUCCAAAACUAGAAGACGUUUAUACCAAAUACAUUGUGCAGUCAGUCGAGCGCUGUGCACCAGUGGUGGGGAGAGCGGGAAUCACGUGGGUACAGUGGAGUGUCCUGGGCAUCGCUUCUUUCAUCGGAAUCGCAUCUGUAUUUGCUGCUUGCAUACUUUGUUGCUCUUAUAGCAGGUGGCAGAGGUUUCGAUGAUAAAGGUUUCCAUGUGUAAAUAAUGAGAAAUGGGAUGUAUUCUCAAUGAGAAGUGAUUUUUCAAGUUGCCAUAAGGUGUCUUAUCUCGCUCACAGAAUGGAAUGUUGCGAUGGAACUUCCAUUUCAAAAUUCUAUUCCAAUCUAGAUGAAUAAAUCAAAGGUAUCCAGCUUUACUGUUAUCGAUAAGUGGAUGUUUUGUACAUAGCUGACGUAUGAGUGUGAGACCUUAUUUUAAGUGAAUGUUAUAAUGUUUUAUACCGUUAGAUUAUUAUGCGUUGAUGAAUAGUGUGGACAAAGUUUCUUCGAAAAUGAUUCUUUAAUUAACUAUUUCUUAAAAUUACUUAUUUUUCAUGGAAAUAGGAAUAUUAAAAGUAUUAUUAUCAAUAUUACUCUAGGACUGAUCAAGAUAUUUUUUUGUUUAUGGUAAAAUAUUUCUAGUUGAGCCAAACUCCACAACAUAUAAUAUAUGUUUAGUAAUAAAGUGAAAAGAGUGUAAUAAUAAAAAAGUGUAAAUUAAUAAUAUUCCACCAAUUCUCUGAGCCACCUAGGGAGUUUAUUGUAUCUAUUGUACAAUUUUCGUUUAUAAUUAUUUUCCCCACCCAUCCAAUUUACUCUGGAACUAAGUGUAGUAGUAAUAUAGCUUGUCUCUUCAACUAAAAUGUAAAAUGUCUCUUCUCAACUUUUCAAAUUCAAAUUCUUUCUUUAUUAAAAAAAAAAAACAAUCAAAUACAUGCCAAAAAGCAAAUACAAUAUUAUUCUUAUUCUAAUAUGUGUUCCCUAUAGGCUACCCUGUGUGGGCACACUUGAAUAUAUAUAAUAAAAUAUUAAUAUACAAAUUUAAAUAUUAUAUCUUGAAGAACAUAAUAAUUGAAUAUGAUAUUAUAUUGAAAUAAAUCAAUAUGUCAAUUUAUAUCCAUUCUUGCACACAUGCACACACACAUACACAAAACUUGAAAUUAUGUACGGAGUGGUUGCUGUUUUUUUCAUAAAUAGUUUAAUUCAAUUCAUAGUUAACGUUUCGUUUUUUUCAAAGUGCUGAUGUAAUUAGACCAUAAAUGAAUACGCGCUUUUGAAGAAAGAGACAGUGAUUGAAAUGUAAUACUAUCUUACUGUUUACGCUUACCGGACGGGAUUUGUGAGUUCAAUGAUAUUUAAUUGUUGCAGAUUGCAGUGUUCAUGUCGUGUAAUGUGUAAAUUAUAAUAAAUUUAGACCUAUAUAUUUAUUUAGUAAAAAAAAAAUCAUUCACGUUGUCUAGUUGUGAUAUGAAUUUAUUGGUGAUGAUUUCUUGAUCCAUUCCGAGCUGCUUUGUAUAAACACACUUUUUUUAUGUCGUGUUCAAAUACAUAAAAAAGUAUGAAUUUAUUGAUUUCUUUCCUAAAUAACUGACGUGGCGUUAUCUUCCUUGUUGUUACUGGAAGUGAAUUGAAUAUUUUUAUAGCUAUGUAUUUGAAGUGUCGUCUGGAAUGUUCUAAUCUUGGUUUUGGGAGGUUAAUGUCCUGUGAACUCCUGAGAUUUAUUCUUUCUUCCAUCUGUUGGAUAUCGAAAUUAUUUUCAGCUUAAUCUAGCAUUGCUUUGAAUAGAAAAGAAUGUCUCACUUGUAAUAUUGAUAGUUCUCUGAAGAGCAUCAUUGAACUAUAUAUUGUCAAACUACUGCGUAAUUUAUUCUACUUGAUAUUCGUAGCAGUAUUUAUCUAGUUAAUACUAAUAUUACUAUAUUAACAACUGUGUACUAUAUUACUGGGGUAGUUACAAUUGGUAAUCAGAGAUAAAACAUAUUUCACUUUUGCAUUAAUUUCAUUUCUCUUAUUUGCAAAUAUGAUUCCUAUGAAUGAAAGACUGAUUUUGCAAAACUUUCAAAUUUGAGCUCUCUGUUUAAUAUAGCCUAUAUUUGUUAUACUCUGGUACUUAUUCUCUACUUUUUUAAAUAAACCAACUAUUGAUGAAGCUACUUUUUGCUGAAUGUGUAUCAAUCGUUGAGAAUGGUAGCAGAGCUUAUUAUCGAGAUUAUUAAAAUAGAUAUAGAUUAGCUAAGAACUUGAAAAUCAAAAUACGUAAUAAUUAUUUGAGCUCACUGAAUUGUAAAUAAUAAUUUGUGAUUAUAAUACUAUUACAGGUAUUUUUAACAUUGAUGUUAUGUUCUAUUUUAGAUUCUAUAUAGGCUAAUUAUCUCUUACAGUGAUUUUUAUUGUAUGAAUGGAAGUGUCGAAACUUUUGUAAAAAUUACCUCUAUAUAAAUAUUCAUUUGUAGAGAGUUGUGAAUAUUAUCUGUGUUGGAUAUUAUAAUAUGUAUAUUGUAA